This is a messenger RNA of Diachasmimorpha longicaudata, 637 nucleotides long. Its product is annotated as snRNA-activating protein complex subunit 5-like. Gene Ontology annotation, biological process: transcription by RNA polymerase II; transcription initiation at RNA polymerase III promoter. The coding region runs from base 143 to 451 and encodes 102 amino acids. Gene Ontology annotation, cellular component: nucleus. Lineage: Eukaryota; Metazoa; Arthropoda; Insecta; Hymenoptera; Braconidae. The transcript has 2 exons. The record is from RefSeq and is a predicted model, not a curated record.
UCGGCGACAUCCAAAUUUGAGAAUACCUCCCCAAAUCAUACCUUAAUCUGCGGUAACCUAUUUUCGUUUCAGCAGAUCGGCUGAGAACACAGCAUGACAACAUAAUCAUUAGAAUAAACGAACAAUUGGUACCCAAAUAAGGAUGACGGAUUCAUCGACUCAGUUAUUAGAAUCCGAAAGACAACUGGCUGCUGAAGAAUUAUGUUUGAGGAAGAGUCUCACUCUGAUCGAAGAACAAAUUAAUAUUCUUCAGGUCGAGCAGCUCCAUUUAAUAGCAUUACUGAGGAAAUCCUCAAAGGUAUCGCCAAAGAAAGUACCGAGCGAAGCCCCAAUUGAAGCCAAAGUUGAAGAGCUCGAUCUCAAUGUACCACUUCAUAUGAAAGUAUAUAUGACAGAGGAAGAAGAAGAAGAAGAAGAAGAAGAAGAAGAAGAAUUUGAUGAAGAUUUUUGAUUUGCACUUGCAUAUACUUGCCAGAAGAGAUUGAAAUAUUCGCCUACAUUAUUUAUCACCACGCCCAUAAAGACUGACCAUUUGUAUAUACAAAGAAAUGAAACAUUUUUCUGAAUGUAAAAAGAGACGCUAGAAACCCACUACAAAGAUGUUUUCAUAACGAUUAAAUAUCGUCUUUAUUUUUUA